Messenger RNA from Solea solea (common sole), 1688 nucleotides. It is a transcript of the gene imp3, whose product is annotated as IMP U3 small nucleolar ribonucleoprotein 3. The record is from RefSeq and is a predicted model, not a curated record. Gene Ontology annotation, cellular component: small ribosomal subunit; small-subunit processome; Mpp10 complex. Gene Ontology annotation, molecular function: structural constituent of ribosome; rRNA binding; snoRNA binding. Bases 106 to 657 code for a protein of 183 amino acids. The transcript has 7 exons. NCBI's taxonomy places the organism in Eukaryota, Metazoa, Chordata, Actinopteri, Pleuronectiformes, Soleidae. Gene Ontology annotation, biological process: rRNA processing.
AGAAGAACGACACGUGUUUCCUGUGUUUUCCUGAGCCAGAGUAGCUCACGGAGAAGCUGCUAAUCCUGUGAAUAAAAACGUGUUAAUCCCGCCAAAGGCGUAAAAAUGGUCCGUAAAUUAAAGUACCACGAACAGAAGCUGCUGAAGAAAGUUGACUUCAUCAACUGGGAGGUGGACAACAACCUGCACGAGGUCAAAGUGCUGAGGAAGUAUCACAUCGAAAAGAGGGAGGACUACACCAAGUACAACAAGCUGAGUCGGAACAUCAGAGAUCUGGCCCAGAAGAUCCGAGACCUGGAUGAGAAAGAUGGCUUCAGAGCUCAGACUACACAUCGGCUGCUGGAGAAAAUAUACAGCAUUGGCCUCAUCCCCACCAAACAGAACCUUUCCCUCACAGAGAAGGUCACAGCUUCUGCCUUCUGCAGGAGGAGGCUGCCGAGCAUCAUGCUGAAGCUUCGUAUGGCUCAGAACCUGAAGACGGCAAUCACCUUCAUUGAACAAGGACAUGUGCGUGUUGGCCCAGACAUCAUCACAGACCCAGCAUUUCUAGUCACAAGAAAUAUGGAAGAUUUUGUCACAUGGGUGGACUCCUCCAAGAUCAAGCAGCAUGUCUUGAAUUACAAUGAUGAGAGAGAUGACUUUGACUUGGUGGCAUAACGUCAAACGUCUGUUUGUCACCCUGAAGGACGGACAGGAAAGGGUCAGGAGCUCUGUUCUUCUGAUUGCAGUGUGAAUAACUACACAUUACUUUGAAUCUCCUGUUAGUUUGAGUUGUGGAGAUACAGAGAUACACAGAAAAACUGAGGGAGGACACUUCCAGGCUCUUCAGUGAACAUUUGUUUUGGGAGGCUUUUGAAAUGUGCUGCCAAAAUCAGAUUGACCAACAGUUUAUCAUCCAUCCAAGGAUUCCAGUUUGUCUGGAAGGUCUAGUCUGGAGUUCAUCUGAGACUGUCUUGGUGAUUCUGACCUUUUGACUCUAUUCUCUAAACCUGCUCGGUGACCAGUGGGACACAAGUGGAGUCUCAGCUGUUUUAUCUUCAUGAUUCUUCUCACUGGUUAUACAGAGCAGCUUCCACAGUUACGUACAUGCGUGUGUGGCUGUUCCCUCUCCUGUAACUCCCAUGUUGUGUAAUGUGUGAAUGUGAGCUGCCUGUGUCAGAGUCAAUGUGACCCAGGGAAAUGUAAUAUGUAGUGUAGGACAAUUUCUAGAUCAUCUUGAAUCAUUGAUUAUAGUUGUUUGGACCAUAAAAGAUAAUUUCCCAAACCUCAAAAUGACAAAAUCCUCAAACGUCCACAAACCAAAGAUAUUCAGUUUAGAAAAUUGAUACAUUGAAAAUAAAUUACCCAUAGGUGUGAAUGUGAGAAUGAAUGCUGUUUCUCUGUGUUGGCCCUGUAAUGGGUGGGUGUACCCCGCCCUUUUGCCCUGUGUCAGCUGGGAUUGGCUCCAGUGACCCUCACGUGGAGGAUAAAGCGAUAGAAGAUGGAUAGAAUAUCUAUCAAAAUAGUUGUCGAUCAUUGAUGGUUAUUUGUUGCAAUCCUACACAUGUCUGUGCACAAUAAAAAACUGUCCAUGUUUAUAUCAACAAAACCUGUGCCAUUCAUGAAACUGACACACUGAUAAAUAUUUAUUUUUUCCAAUGACCUUUACAGUGCAAACUCUGAACAAUAAACCUUCCUUUAUCACAAUA